AUGUCUGCCGUCUCCAAGAAGCCCCCGGCUGGCGGUGUCGGUCGAGUGUCCAACGCUGAGACGACUACCUCGCCCAGCCCCUCUCCGGCGCGCUCUUCUUCCCGAUCAUCCACUCCCACCGGUGGCCAUGCGCGCACACGAUCGCUUCGCACCGGCACUCCUGUGUCUGCCCGUGCCGCCGCCGCACGCCGUGACACCGGCCUCAGCUCUGUAGAGUCUGACGCCCGAGCCGAGACUGCUUCAGCGGUGGAGGACCUUCAGCAACGCCUCGAGAAAGAAGAAAAGCUGUCCCAGCAAAAUAAGCGCCAGGCCGAUGUCCUCCAGUCCAAGCUAGACGAAGCCGUCAAGGAGUCGGCGAAGCUCGAGGAAAAGGCCCACGAACACGAAGAGCAGAUUGAGACUCUGAACAAUGAGAAACGAGAGGUCACCCGCCAGAUGAGAGAGAUGGAGUCCAUCUACGAGGCGGAGCGAAGUUCUAUCCUCAAGGAGAAGGAAGAAAUGGCCAACAGAGAGGAGGAAAUGGCGACCGUCAUACAGCGACUCAAGGACAGCCUGGCUCAGCGGAACAAUACCGAUGACGAGAUCCGUCCCUCAAGACAGGUCUCGUCCGUGUCUGCCAAUUCAUCACCGUCCCUUGAAAACGGCGGCUUCGCACCCCCAUCUUCCAUGCAGCGCAGUGACUCUCGCAACAGCUCAAAACUCAUUCUCCAGAAGGAUAAGUUAAUCGAGUCCCUACGACUGGAACUCGCCGAGGCUCAGAUCAAAUUGGUCGAGUCGGAGAACCAGGGUGGCGGCAGGUUGCAUGAGGUCGAACGGCAACUCAUGGAGGCCCGCAUGGCCAACGCCCGGCUGAUGGAAGACAAUGAAAGUUACCAGUUGCUUUUGCAGGAGAAAACUCUCAAGGGAGACUUCGGUCAAAACGACUUCAGCUACAUGGGUUCCAACUCCAACCAAGACGCUCUCAAUGCUCUCGAGGGCAAUACGGGAGGCUCCAGUCUCGCCGAUGAGCUCUCAGAGGCAACCGAGGGCGAGUCCGAAGGCGACCGCCGAGUCGAGUCCGAACUCAAAUCCAUGAAGGAGCAGAACAAAGCCCUCACGCUAUACAUCAACAAGAUUAUCGAGCGCCUUCUCCAACAUCAGGACUUUGAGUCCAUCCUGGAUCAGUCCGGAGACGUCAAGUCGUUGCCAGAUACCAACAAGGACCUCCCCCCGCCGCCAACCGACAAGAAUCUCCCGAAUUUCCUUCAGCGAACCAAGUCCAUGGUUGUUGGGCCUACCAAGCAGAGGCCGAGACCCAUCUCCGUGAUGCUGCCCUCGACAACCUCCAACCAUACCGACCCGGACAAAGCUCCCAGCAUCCCUAUUGGCAACCUGACCCGGUCGCAAAGCACCCGCCGAACGCGACCACAGAGCGACCAGUACACAGGCGCGGCGAGCCUCGUGAGCCAGAUGUAUAGGGGACCUGACGGCCCCGUCUCCCCGCCCCUGGGCACCCCGCGACACUCGCAGACCUUCUUCGCACCGGCAGGCAUGUCAGGUAACCCCAACGCAGCAGCCCGCGUCCCAAGUGGUAGCCAGGUUCCUACAUCUGGAAACUUCCCAGGCAUGAGAAGCGAGACGUCGAGCCUAAGCGGCGAAUCGGGCGAGCUGUCCCUGUCGCUGUCGACGCCGCCUUCGCAAUCGCCGCCCCGGUCUCACACCGACAAGCAACCGACCUCCUUCACGGGCGGCAAGCCUCGACCACUCCGGUUGGUCCAAGAGAACCCUGAUGCCGUCAAGGACAACAAGCGGGCGACUUGGUACUCGGGCUGGAGCUGGGGUAAGAAGGAAGAUGGACAGCCCCAGUCCAGUGACCCAAUUCCGGAAUAG
Messenger RNA from Ilyonectria robusta, 1869 nucleotides. RefSeq lists its product as uncharacterized. Bases 1 to 1869 code for a protein of 622 amino acids. The transcript has 2 exons. The record is from RefSeq and is a predicted model, not a curated record. Lineage: Eukaryota; Fungi; Ascomycota; Sordariomycetes; Hypocreales; Nectriaceae.